AUGGCUGAAGUGCAGGGUCCUGGGCUGGCCGACCUUGAGAAAGAGCUGGGCUGCUCGAUCUGUACCGAGCUUCUCUACCAGCCCCUCACUCUCCUGGACUGCUUACAUACCUUUUGCGGAUCCUGUCUCAAGGAGUGGUUUACCGCGCAAGGCGGCCGCCGUCGACCAUCCGGCACGUCUCCCCGAUUCACCUGUCCGUCAUGUCGUGCUGAGGUGCGCGGUACUCGUCCAAAUGCCACUGUUACAACGUUACUGGAUAUGGUGCUGUUAGCGCACCCCGACCGCGCCAGAUCCACCGAAGAGAAGGAAGAAAUUGCCCGCCGAUAUACGCCCGGAGCCUCUGUUUUUCCCCCGCCGCAGGAAGAGAACGAGAGUGAGGAUGAUGAGGAGGAUAGGAGAGUGCUCCAGGAAGUGCAAGAGCUGAGCCUUCGGGAGAACCGUGCACAGGCAAGGCGAGAAGCCCGCCGGACUGGUCAUUCAGAGAGGACACGCGAGAGAAGCAGCAACCCUGAGACACAUACAGACGACGGUCGGUCUCGUCGACGCCGAGAACAUGACCCGGAACGCCAGCAGCGCUCGAGUCGACCGCUUGGCGAGGUAGAGCGUUCCAGGCGUGUCGAGCACCAAUCAAGUAUACGAUCACUACUCAGCCUUUCAUCAGAGACGGAGACUAUGGAAGAAGAAAUUCUUCGACAAAUCAUUGAAGAUGGGCUGCUGGAUGACAUUGAUUUAGACAAUCUGGGUCCUUCACAGGAGGAGGAACUUAGCGAACGUAUUGCGGACGCUUAUCGCCGGAGGCAUAUGCAUCAACCUCGCACUCGUCAACCGCAACGGCGCAGGCAGUCACCCGAAAAUGCCGGUCGAACGCAUUCACGAUCCCAGUCAGUGCAGCGGACUGACGAGACAAGUACAGUAACCAGAGAUUCUAGUGAUAGACGACCCCCAACCUCAAGACCUCACUUAUUUGAUCCAAUGCCCCAAGAUCAUCAAAGACGAAAUUCUGAGCAAGCCAGCAAUCGAAUGCGUACAUCUCCGACUCGAGUAAAUCAAGCAUCUCAUUCAAAUGAAGCUUUGCGGCCUGCCGUCCGAUCUUCUAGUGAUAUGACAGCGGAACGCACUCACAGCUCUCAAAACGGCAGGACGCGAGCACAAUCGUCCUCGGCACGCGCUAGGCGAGCAACUGAAUCCGAUCAGAAUAUCUCCAAUGCAUGGAUGGGAGGGCCCUGGAGAGAAAGGGGUUCAUCCCGUCAAAAUGUCACCAGUCAAACUAUGAUCAACACGCCAACCUCUACUACUUCAUCUACCACGAGUCCUCCCCAAGGCGCGACAUCAACAGGCCACACGGCAGCAGCAUCAUCUUCACCCCUGGUUCCCCCCAGGUCCGAAAGGCGGCCUAGGUCAUCGAGAUCAAAUGCCACGGCCCCUUCAAACGUCCCAUAUGUCGAACCCGCAAUUUCCUGUGAUAGCUGCGGCAAAACUAAUAUCCAAUACAAUUUGCAUAAGAAAUGUCUCCAAUGCAAGGGCGGUAAUUACCACCUAUGUCUCCGAUGCUAUCGUGAAGGCCUCGGCUGUCUUCAGUGGAGUGGGUUUGAAAGAUCUGCCCAAGUCGCAUAUGAGCAGAUGCUUGCAUCCUCGAACCAGCGAUCCCCACAGAUACUUGAUCCAGGACAUAAGCUUGUCUCUUUGAAGUACCAGCGACCUCCAGAAACCGCGCAAAUUGUCACGAAUCGCGAGAAACAGAUGACAGAUGACGACCCCACACGCCGUCUAGAAACCGGGCUCUUUUGUGAUAUAUGCGAGUCAUCAACAAACGAAUGCUUCUGGAAGUGCAACCGGUGCAACAUGGGAGAUUGGGGCUUCUGCAACAAAUGUGUCAACCAAGGGCGAUGCUGCACCCACGCCCUUCUGCCUAUUCGGCGUAUUUCAGGAAGUCCCAUUCCAUCCACGGCAACAACCGCAACCGAUACAACCAGUGAUCGGCCUCCCCGGAUGGACAGCGACGAAAGCUACAAGAUUCUCUCUUUCACUACCAAUUGCGACAUUUGCACAUAUCCCAUCCCUGCAUCCGCGACGCGCUUUCACUGUCUAGAAUGCAACGACGGCAAUUACGAUGUUUGCAAAAACUGCUAUCUGAAGCUUGUGGCCACCUCCAAGAUUAGCAAGGAGAACGGCUAUAAUGGUUGGCGUCUCUGUCUAGCUGGCCACAGAAUGAUCAUUGUCGAAUUUGAAGACCACCAAGAUGGCCAGCGACGCGUGAUAAAGCGAGAUAGAGUUGGCGGGAUUGUCGGCCGCUCACCCUCCUCGCUUUCUUCCAGCAGCGCCGGGAUCGCUUCUCCUAGACUGGGUAACGGGGACUGGAGCUGGAAAGAUGGCCAAGAACGCCGCAAGAAGGCUUCUCGUUUUCGAGCUAGCACGGGAUCUCCGAGCAACAGCGCCCAAAACAGCCCGUCCUCAGAAGCUAGUCAGGCCACCGGCACGCCCUCGUCCCCGCAUGGGCCGCCAGUUCCCCGUUAUACCCCCGAUGGUGGUGUUGGACUGGUUGUUCAAGCGCAAUGGUCGUUCUACCCGCAGGACGGGGCCACCGAUGAACUGUUCUUCCCACGUGGCGCUGACAUCAACGAGGUUGAGAUCGUCAACGAUGAAUGGUUCUGGGGUAGUUAUGCUGGUCGUACGGGGCUAUUUCCCGGAAAACGUGUUGUUGUUCUGGAGGAAAUUCCCUAA
Molecule: messenger RNA, 2721 nt
Organism: Penicillium macrosclerotiorum
Lineage: Eukaryota; Fungi; Ascomycota; Eurotiomycetes; Eurotiales; Aspergillaceae
Product: SH3 domain protein
Exons: 2
Coding region: 1-2721 (906 amino acids)
Biological process (GO): mitotic cell cycle checkpoint signaling; ubiquitin-dependent protein catabolic process; protein ubiquitination
Cellular component (GO): nucleus
Molecular function (GO): protein binding; ubiquitin-protein transferase activity; zinc ion binding
Source: RefSeq, a predicted model, not a curated record